AUGCCAACUAAGUUCAAACUCAACACCGGCGCUGAGAUCCCUGCCAUCGGAUUCGGCACCUGGCAAGACCCAGAAUCUCAGGAGAACGCUGUUACAGAGGCCAUCAAGGCAGGAUACCGCCACAUUGACACUGCUCAGGGAUACGGAACCGAAGAACCCAUCGGGAAGGCCAUUAGAUCCAGCGGAAUCCAUCGCAAUGAGCUGUUCGUAACAACAAAGCUUUGGCACAAUGCACACCACCCCGACGAUGUCCCCAAGUCUCUGCAGGGUUCGCUCGACCGUCUGGGUCUGGACUACGUUGAUCUGCUUCUGAUCCACUGGCCGGUGGCAUGGAAGCGAGGCGACGAGCCCUUCCCCAAGGACUCGAGUGGUAAUCCGAUUCUCGAGGAUAUUGACUGGCUUGAUACAUACAAAGCAAUGGAAAAACUCAUCUCUACCGGCAAAGUAAAAGCCAUUGGCGUCUCAAACUUCAGCAAAGCCGAAAUGGAACGUCUCCUCCAAAACGCCGCCAUUCCGCCCGCCGUGCACCAAUUCGAAGGUCACCCAUGGCUGCAGCAGCACGCCUUUGCCGACUGGCACAAGUCCAAGGGCAUCCAUGUCACACAUUACUCUCCGUUCGGAAACCAGAACGAAUUGUACUCAGGAGCCGGACAUCUGGGUAAAUUGAUCAAUGAGCCGAUUUUGGGGCAGAUUGGGGAAAAGCAUGGGAAGAGCUCAUCACAGGUUGCUUUGGCCUGGGCUAUCACGGCCGGCCACUCCGUUCUCCCCAAGUCCAAGACUCCCUCGAGAAUCAAGUCCAACCUCGAAGGCGACUUUAAACUGGACGCGGAUGAUAUGAGCAAGAUUCAGCAGAUCGACCGUAAGCUGCGGUUCAACGACAGCAGUGGAGAAUUUGGUCGGGACUUCUUCCAGGACCUUGAGGGUACUUCUGUUUAA
Messenger RNA from Aspergillus chevalieri, 936 nucleotides. Its product is annotated as aldo/keto reductase. The record is from RefSeq and is a predicted model, not a curated record. NCBI's taxonomy places the organism in Eukaryota, Fungi, Ascomycota, Eurotiomycetes, Eurotiales, Aspergillaceae. The transcript has 4 exons. Gene Ontology annotation, molecular function: aldose reductase (NADPH) activity. Gene Ontology annotation, cellular component: cytosol. Bases 1 to 936 code for a protein of 311 amino acids.